This is a messenger RNA of Cydia fagiglandana, 6247 nucleotides long. RefSeq names its product eyes absent homolog 2 (gene eya). Gene Ontology annotation, cellular component: nucleus. The transcript has 16 exons. The coding region runs from base 542 to 2521 and encodes 659 amino acids. Gene Ontology annotation, molecular function: protein tyrosine phosphatase activity. The record is from RefSeq and is a predicted model, not a curated record. Gene Ontology annotation, biological process: positive regulation of DNA repair; cell differentiation; negative regulation of extrinsic apoptotic signaling pathway in absence of ligand. Lineage: Eukaryota; Metazoa; Arthropoda; Insecta; Lepidoptera; Tortricidae.
UGGAAAUACAGUAAUGGGGGGUGCACGACAUGGACACCGAAGUCGGGGUUUAGAAUUUCAGUACAGCUUCGGAUAGCUGCGAAGCGCUGCUUUGUUAGCUCUGCAAUUGUUUGCUGAGCCUAUUUUUUUUAAUAUCCUACGCGUUGCUUCGGCCCUUUUAUCAUUACAAAAAUAAACCGGAUUCUUCGACAAAACGAUUAAACUUGCUCGUACAAAAUACAACAGUAUUAAAUUACAAAAUACAAUUUUUAACAACUUUUGAAGUGGAAGGUGAAACUUUGUGUUUUCAGUGUUUUCUAGUGUCGCUCAAAUUUUAUGUGAAAUGAUAGAAGAUAGAUUUAAUGUAAUUUAGGUCUAAGCUAUGGAUUGUGACACAAAUUUGUACAAGAUACCAAUAAGACUCGACCCAGGCUCAUGGUGCCAAUUAAAAGUAAAAUAAGCGCAAAAUGGCCGCUCAAAAUGCAAAUUCCCGCUCAAAAAACUGUCAAAGUGACGUUAGCCGAGUGAAGUGAGUGUCCGAAAUGUACGUUCGCUGCACAGCAUGGUGACACUGAUGCCGUGUAGCUACCUCGGCGGCGGGUCCCCGCGCUGCAGUUUGGAGCAUACGGAGCCUAAGGCAAAGCGACCUAGGUCCGACAACAACACCGAUGUAUCUGAUAGACUAUCGGGCGAAGUCAACCAAAGCCCUUGCGGGUCAGAGUCAACGUCAAACUCGCCGCCAUCUUUGCUCCAAGACGCGUCACUGCCGGCGCUCCUAGUGUCCGGGGCGUCCACCAUUUUCCAGACCACGACGACGGCCGCCAACUCCGCGCUGAACGUAGCUGUAGAUAGCUUAUGCUUGCCUGGUAGCUCGGAGGUGGAUUGUAGUUUGGCGAACGGAUGUGCGACGUCGCUCGGGUUAGCGUUGCCGCUAACGUCAACCGGUGGCCUCUGUACAUCUACCUCCUCGCCAUCGGCGGUGGCCUGGUUGAUGAAUGAGGAUAGCACGGGCGGUGGCGUCAAGAGCGAGGUGCGCAGCCCCGGGCUGUGCGAGGCGGACGUGGCGCUGUACGGCGAGGCUCUGCCGUACGACCAGUCCACGCUGCCCUACCAAUAUUACAACAGUAUGCAGCAGUAUGGCGGCGGUGGCGCGGCGUCCUCGUACGUCGGUUCUACUCUAUACAACCAGCCCUAUACCGCGUACCCUCCUGCGCACAACUCUAAUAACAGGUCGUCGUGCAAAGCGACGCCGACCUAUUUGAGCUACGGCGUCGGCGGCGUGGGCUCCGUGCCGGGCUCGGGGUUCGGCGCGCAGCCCUCGCCCUACUACCCCUCCUACAAUGGAAGCCUGACACAGACCUUCCCCCAGCAAGACUAUAGCAGUUACGCAAGCAGCUACGCGGAGCACAACGUCGCCCAAUACAGCGGGUACUACGCAACGCCCAGCUACUCUCCCUAUCAUGCCGUCAGCUCGCCAAGCAGCAGCGGCAGUGCGGGACAUACAUCGUACCAUCUCGGAGGCGCGUUAUCAGAAUCGCCAUCGUCGAUGCUCCCUUCAUUAAAUGACAACAAUCCCUUAUCUCCAAUAAAAAAUGAAAUACAUGCAGCUAGCCGGAGGUGCAGAGAGAACUCUGGUGAAAGCACAAGCAGAACCCGUGGCCGGGGGCGGCGGAACACGUCCUCGUCGCCGGCGCAGCACGUGCCGGAGCCCGCCACGGACCGGGUGUUCAUAUGGGACCUGGAUGAGACCAUCAUCAUAUUCCACUCGCUGCUCACUGGGACCUACGCUACUAAGUAUAAUAAGGAUACACAACAAAUAGUACAGCUCGGAUUCAGGAUGGAAGAGAUGAUAUUCAGCUUGGCUGAUACACAUUUCUUUUUCAAUGAUGUUGAGGACUGCGACCAGGAGCACAUAGACGCGGUGGCGGCGGACGACAACGGGCAGGACCUGUCGGCGUACAACUUCUCGUCGGACGGCUUCCACGCGGGCGGCGGCGCGGGCGCGGGCGCGGCGCCGCUGUGCGCGCCCGGCGUGCGCGGCGGCGUGGACUGGAUGAGGAAGCUCGCCUUCCGGUAUCGCAAGAUCAAGGAUACUUAUAACAACUAUAGAAAUAGCGUUGGAGGCUUGCUAGGGCCAGCGAAACGGGAACAGUGGCUGCAACUACGAGCGGAGCUUGAGCAGGCGACGGAUAACUGGCUCACGCUGGCCUGCAAAUGUCUCAACAUGAUCAACUCUAGGGAGAACUGCGUGAACGUGCUGGUGACGACGACGCAGCUGGUGCCGGCGCUGGCCAAGGUGCUGCUGUUCGGGCUCGGGGGGGUCUUCCCCAUCGAGAACAUAUACUCCGCCACUAAAACUGGCAAAGAGACCUGCUUCGAGAAAAUCAAGCAACGUUUCGGCGAGCGCUGCACAUACGUGGUGGUCGGCGACGGGCAAGACGAGGAGGCGGCGGCCAAGGCCAAGAACUACCCCUUCUGGCGCGUCUCCUCGCACUCCGACAUCGCCGCGCUCUACAACGCGCUCGACAUGGGCUUCUUAUGAUUUAUGCGCGCCUGGUACACGAUACGUUUAGAUAUGAGGAAAAUGUGUCAUCGAUUCGGCAGGAACUAGAUAACUCUAGGACUCGUCUUUUUGACAUUACAGCACUUUAGCGUUACAUCUAGAACCGGGUUUCUUACGAGUUAUGUUAGCCUGGUAUUCAAGAUACGUAUAACGGUGUAGAAAUUACGGGGAAACAUGAACAAGCAUGACGUAUAAAAUGUUCAAGGAAUUUUUGAUGUCCCUAGUACUUUGUCUAGCCACUUUAAUGCCUUCGCGAGGGCUUCUUCUAAUUUCUGUGUGCCUGGUACACAAGUUACAAAAUUAUAAGGAAAUUUCUGUUAUAUAUGGCGCAGGUUCAUUCUCGUUACGCUCUUGUUGUUUCUGCGCGCCUAGUACACUAACUACGUAACAUUGCAGAAACUAUGUGGUACUGGAAACUGCGAUACGCGGUUAGCAAAAGAACGCAUUUACUUUUUUCCUUUGGAAAGCAAACUUCUUUUCAACAAAAACAACAGCACCAACAACGACAACAACAACAACAACAGCACCAACAACGACAACAAAAACAACAACAACAAUACACCAUGCAUACCGCGGUUCUUCUUCUUCUUUAAGUGCCUUCUCCAUCCCGGUGGUUGGCGACCUUAUGUCUAUAUGCCAUUCUAUCUGAAGUCAUGCGAAUUAGUUUUUCUGUACUGCCCACGUCCAACCAGUCUCUUAUGUUCCGUGUCCAUGAUAUUCUCCUUCUCCCACGUCCUCGUUUCCCUUCAAUCUUCCCUUCGAUAAUUAGUUUUAAUAAGUCAUAUUUUGAGUUUCUAUAUAUAUGUCCGAAAUAUUUAGCUUUCCUUUCUUUAAUAGUUGUUACGACUUCCACCUUUUUCUUCAUUAAUAACAUGACUCUUUCGUUACUAACUUUAUCGGUCCAUUUUAUCUUAAGCAUUCUACGAUAGAUCCACAUUUCGAAAGCCUGUAAUUUACUUAUCAAAUUUUACCGCGGUUGCAUUAGGUUAAAUUAAAACAUCUCUAAUUUGCACUCAAGAAGGUUUCUCUUCUCCACUCUACUCGAUUACAACCAAUGUAAUUGGUUGCUCCGCUCAUCUCUGUUUCAGUGAACAAGCAGCUGAACUAAAGCCGGUACUGAAAAUCUUAUAAAGGUUGUUGAGACUGUAGUACUGGUGGCAAACCGCAGUUAUUUCGAGAUACAUUUGUGGCAGUUAAAUUCUAGAAACUGUUAAAUAUGGUCUCUUAUGAAUAUUCGCUGACCUAUUCACGUACAGUUAAAUAAUUUAUUUUCCUCACCAUUUCGGACCUUGUCACAGUGACAAUCAAUAUGAAAGUCGCUAGGGACCUCAUACUAUUACCGAUAUUUACUAAUACCGAUUGUACACUGUUGAAUAAAUAACAGCAUGCGUAUUAUGGUCGCGCUUAGAUCCGAUACAGGCGGACUGCAAUCCGACUGCAAUUUGUAUGAAAACUGCAGUCGGCGUGCAGUUAGCGCGCGCUUUCCAUCUAAAAUGCAGUCCAUACCGGCCCAUACUCGGUGACAUACAAAAUACGUCACUUUCUGACAACGCGCUAAAAUAUGUCAUGCAUAAAAUAGCGCGAAUAUACCCACAACCUAGUACAUACUUACGUCAUGCAACUUUUUGGAUUGCUAUGUUUACAUGAACGCCAAGUCUGUGUGUACGGUCAAGGAAAUUAAUUUCAGUACCAUUUCGUACUUUGUCACAGUGACAAGUUUAUUAUGAGGUCUCUAGCGAUUUUCAUAUUGAUUGUCACUGUGACAAGGUACAGUCAGCCAAGAAAGUGGUCUAACACUCUUCGACUCUUAUCAAUGUGUGGUAGACCACUUUCUUGGCUGGAAAUUAAAUUCUUUGACUGUAUUUAAAAGUUUUAUUUAUAUUUUUACAUAUUAAGAAAUAAUGAACAAGUACGUUGUAACAAGCUAAAAGAUCUGCUAUAGUUUUGUAAAAUACCAUCAAUAUCAUAUCAUAUGUCAUAUAAGCGGUGGCCGCGACUUCUUCAGUCAUAAGUACAUUAUUAUAAUUUCUAGUUUCGGAGUUUCACGGUCACUGUGCUAGAUAUUAUUUAGUUUUAAAAGCUCAAAGUCAGCUCAAAAAACUUAUAAAAGUAAAUUUAAACAUUUUUUGUAUAUAUUUAUUAUAACUGUAGAUUUCUCGAACGAGAUCUACCAGUCCAUUCCUAUUUAGUAAGUCUAUAUUCUAUUAAUUGUACAGAAUUUUAUUUUAUUGAAAAGUGUAGGAAAUGUUUGAGAAUUUAGACGUGUACUGUUUCUGAGGUAUUGUUUUGAUGUUGCCAGAGACCAGAAAAUAAUAACAACUUCUAACCAUUAUAAAAAUGCUAUGAGGGUACAGCGAAUUGUCAUCUCAUAAAGCGGUGUGGAUCCUAAAUUCGUCGCUUAACCUGUCGGCUCAUUAUAUACCUAUAGGGUUACAUUAAAGAUAAAAAAUCUGUAUAGUGAUUAGAAUUCUUUAUUAUUUUCUGAUAUCUGAUGUCACUGUAAAUCUCUGUUGCAAAAAUGCAAUCAGCAUCUGCCAAGUUAUGCGCUCCUGGUAAAUGGUAAUAGUGCAUCUUUCACUGUGAACAACAAUUGUCAUCGAUUAAUUUUACAGACAACGAAGGUCAUGGUCUAAUUUUAUGCGGUCUUUCCUUUUUGUGUAAGAUAAGCCAAUUCGAACGCACACUGAUAUCAGAAUGACAUAUAAACGAUGUCAUUCAGGUAUAGUGCAUUUCGGUUGGUCGGUCGGUCGGAAAGUAUUGCGUACCGAACUAUUUUAAUACUUUGGAUGUUACCUACUCGGCGCUGACUGUACUUGUCCGUACAUCGACACGGGCAAGACGCAUAUAACUAAAUGAUAUCAUUCUGAUGUCAAUGUACGUUCGAAUUGGCCUGUUAAUAGUUUGGACUAUCGUCCGGGUCAGUUUCAAAGUUAGCAAUAACAUCGCUAUGACCCGAGCACACCGGCUGUGUGUGCUAAAACGUUGGAGCCGUGCACGCACACGUCACGCAAGCGGUGCACUGUCUCUCAUAAGGAUCUGUAUAAUACACCGCGCACAUGCACGUCUACACACACGCAUCCGGUGUGCACAGGCCUUUAGGGAGAUCUAUAUCAAAUAAAAAUGGCGAAAAAUAUCAAAACACAUCCUCAUUUGUAUGUUAACAAAGGUGUGUUACGAUAUAUUUGGCCACUUUAGCCUUCAUUAUGCAUUUCAUGGUACAGUCGACGUCAAAGAUAUGCUUACACUUUUGCACCUUAUGCCUUUGUAAUAAGGCGAAAAAUGUAAACAUAUCUUUGUCGUCGUAAUACUAGCAUAAGAAUGAGCUGUUUCCUUCAACUUUUCAAAAUGACGUGGUUGGUUGGCCAAACGGCUAAUACAUAUUUCUAAUGAUUUUAAGCAGACAACCUGUUGUAUUGUACUUUUUGAGAAACAUUUAUCUACCUACUUUUACCCAACUCAAAAUGCCGUUUACUAUUUUUCUAGCAAUAUUUUGAACUGCCUAAUAUGUUUCGUUAUUUCAGUAAGCAGUCUUAGUAGAUACAGAAGUUAGCAAUAUUUUAAAACUAGGAAAAUUGGUCAUUUGUAAAUAACAUAGUUUAAUUUUAGAAUAAAGCAGACCCAGGCUUAUACUAGAAAUAUUAAAUUUAAUUCGAAAGUUAUUAUUAUUCGAGUUGUAAAUAAAAAUAUAUUAUUUCACAAAAUGAA